UGUAUUUGUUAACAUGGCUAGGGUCAGUGAGAAACGUGCAGGUGUAUACGCUUUCGGUUCGCUUUAUCUCUACACAUUGGGUGUGUGUCAUGAAUGGUUUUAAGAGGCCAGAGAACCGGAUCUGCUGAUGUUUAGUUUAUAACCAGAGGGACUCAGACGUGGCAUAGCAGGGAGGCUCACUGACAUAGAGAGAGGGCUUCCUUAUGUGCUGUCCGCUAUGAAGCUUCUCUUUCUGGCCUGUCUUAGAGCGCAUACUGGCAAUGCAACCACAGCACAGAGAAUCAAGCACCAUCUUGAAGCAGCUGGUCACACAAUUGUUCUCAAAGAUGCCACUGCCAUAGAAAGCUCAAGCGAAGUUUCAAAGCUGAUCUUUAAAGAGAAUAUUGAAGGAGCCCUGGUGAUACAUUUAUAUAAAGCAGGACGAUUUAUUUUGGGGAAUAUAAUACCGUUUGGAACAAUAUUUGGUGGAACAGACAUUAAUGAAGAUGCCAAGGAUGAUCAGAAAUUCAGAGUAAUGGGAGCAGUACUUGAAGAAGCUAGGUUUGCAGUGGCUUUUACUCCUAAAAUAAAGGACAUGGCUGCAGCAUGUUGGCCUCAUUGUCUUCAUAAGAUACACAUCCAACCUCAAGGAAUUUUAACAAAGCCAAGUGUGUCCUUCAAUUGUGAAACCUUUCUACAAAAUGCAGGAAUUCAACGGAAUCUAGAGAAUUUGCAUCUAUUCCUCUUGAUAUGUGGCCUGAGAAAAGUAAAAGAUCCACUUUAUCUGGUUGAAGCUUUUCAAGAAUGGCAUGAAAAGGAACCAAAUGUUUACUUGGCUUUAAUUGGACCAAUGCAAAAAUGGACACAGUACACAAUGAGGAGGAUUUCAAUACAGAUCCACUCGCAUUCACCGAUGACGAUGCAGACAGCAUUCUGGUCUCAGACGAAACUUGUGAGUUGGGAGGUUGAUCCAGUAUUCACAAAUGAGGUCAAAGCCAAACUUCUAAACACCCAUGGUAUUCACCUGAUUCAAGAAAUCCCUCAACCAGAUCUCCAGGCUCUUGUAAAAAGGAGCUUUGCAGUGGUGAACAGCUCUAUAUCUGAAGGAAUGUCAGCAGCUAUACUAGAGGCAAUGGAUUUAGAAGUCCCUGUACUGGCAAGGGAUAUACCAGGGAAUUCUGCAAUAAUAAAACAUGAAGAUACCGGCCUACUCUUUUCUACCCCUCAGGAUUUUGUCCAGCUAGCCAAAAGACUGAUGAGGGAACCAGCUUUAAAAAGGAGAAUUAUCACUAAUGCAAGAGAGUAUGUGCACAUCAACCAUUCAUGGAUGCUUGAAAGGGACAGAUAUCAUAACCUUAUUCUAAGUCUAGAAUUGACAAGUUGACACAUCUCAAAAAUAUGUUACAUCAAUGAGGUCUCCAUUUUGUGAAGAAUUUUAAUAUUGUGUUUUAUGAAUUUGCCUGAUUUUGGGCACUUUUACAAAUAAUCAUCUGCCUUUUUAUUGUAAUUUUAAGCUUAAAAUGAUUGUAAAUCCUAGCAUUUUUGAAAAACUAGAAUUUACCAGUGGAACAAAUAAAGGGGACUUUCAGGCAUAAAGUAUAAAAUACUUCAUGCUGAAAACUC
Molecule: messenger RNA, 1602 nt
Organism: Bombina bombina (fire-bellied toad)
Lineage: Eukaryota; Metazoa; Chordata; Amphibia; Anura; Bombinatoridae
Gene: GLT1D1
Product: glycosyltransferase 1 domain containing 1
Exons: 13
Coding region: 218-1363 (381 amino acids)
Molecular function (GO): glycosyltransferase activity
Source: RefSeq, a predicted model, not a curated record